Messenger RNA from Arachis ipaensis, 318 nucleotides. The record is from RefSeq and is a predicted model, not a curated record. Lineage: Eukaryota; Viridiplantae; Streptophyta; Magnoliopsida; Fabales; Fabaceae.
AUGGAGAAGGAGUUGGAGCAGUUGCGCGAUGCAACUAAGGCCGCAAGUGCGAUCGCCGCGAGGGCAACGAAUCUGGAGACAGAGUUGGCGAGGCUCCAACAUGACUCCAUAUCAGAUAUGAGAGCCGCCGAGGAGACGAUGUCUGAGGCUGUUGAGCUCAGGAAGCUGCUACCGAAGAUGGAAUCCAAGGUGGAAUUGUUGGAGCGAGAAGUUGAAUUUCUGAAGAAGGACAAAUCUGAGAGUGAAGAGAAAAUUAGGGAUUUAGAGAAGAAAAUUGGAGCCUUAGAGAAAAAAGAUGUUGAUGAAAGGAACAAGUAG